Molecule: messenger RNA, 1447 nt
Organism: Achroia grisella
Lineage: Eukaryota; Metazoa; Arthropoda; Insecta; Lepidoptera; Pyralidae
Gene: Ppt2
Product: lysosomal thioesterase PPT2 homolog
Exons: 6
Coding region: 135-1124 (329 amino acids)
Cellular component (GO): lysosome
Molecular function (GO): palmitoyl hydrolase activity; thiolester hydrolase activity
Source: RefSeq, a predicted model, not a curated record
UCGUUCAAAGUGAAUAAAUCGUGCCAAAUUUUAUUAUUUGUAUUUACAAAUUACAUUGUGCUUGAGUUCGACUAUAAAAUUCUCGUUUCACGUUCCCAAAACUUUGUAGAACAAUUUCUAUUUUAAAUUAGUGUAUGUUUAUAUUUGGUAUACAUACAUUAGUUCAAUUGCAAAAGUAUUGUGUGUAUUGUUUACUAAAGUUUGUUGAAUACAUAAGUGUCGUCAGUUCAGUUUCUUUGUUCUCUUUUGUGUUGUUUAUGAAGAUGUAUUUGAAAACAUUUCUUUUUGCUAUAAUAUUAUUUACAAGUACAUGUUUAUCGUAUAAACCCGUGGUAUUAAUACACGGGAUUAUGACAGGAAGUAACAGCAUGGAGAUGAUUUUACAUAGAAUUAAAGAGAAACAUCCUGGCACUAUUAUUUACAAUGUCGAUAGGUUUGAGAGUUGGUCCAGUUUGGAAACAAUGUGGCAUCAAGUGAUGGAGAUUGGACAGGAUCUGGCCAACAUAACGGCUAAAUAUCCAGAUGGAAUAAAUCUUAUUGGGUAUUCACAAGGUGGUCUCGUCGCUCGCGGCAUUGUACAGACAUUUUCCAAUGUCACUAUUGACACAUUUAUUUCGUUAAGCUCACCGCAAGCUGGUCAAUAUGGAGCUGGUUUUCUCCACUUGGUGUUUCCUGGUCUUGUGACAGAUGAAGUCUAUGAAUUGUUCUACUCCCGAGUGGGACAACACACAUCUGUUGGAAAUUAUUGGAAUGAUCCAUUCCACCAGCAACUUUAUGAGACUUACAGUGUAUUCCUGCCCUAUCUCAAUAACCAUAUUCCGUCAGCCGAAUCGCAAAACUUCAAAGACAAUAUUCUGAGACUGAAAAAGCUGGUAUUGAUUGGUGGUCCCGAUGAUCAAGUUAUAACGCCCUGGCAAAGCAGCCAAUUCGGGUAUUACAACUACGGUAACAAGACAGUAAUAGAGAUGAAGGAUCAGGCCAUUUACAAGGAGGAUCGCAUAGGACUACGGGCGCUGGACGAGAGCGGCCGUCUGCAUGUGAUCACGGUUCUCGGGGUCAAUCACUUCAACUGGCACACCAAUGUCACGAUAGUGGACAAUUAUUUACUACCACAUUUAAGUUAAUUAGACUUUCAUAACCUCAAAUUGAACAGUAAUGGUAUAUUAGUUAAUUGAAACAAGUCUAGGGGUAUUAGAAAUUUUUGUUGUUUUUAUGUAAUCAUGGCUUAAUCAAUCAUUCCAAUCAUGUUAUAUACAUAUAUACAUACUAGUAGACCCGGCCACGCGUUGCUGUGGCUAAGGUUCUAUAUUUAUUUAUCUGGAAUGUUAAAUUUCAAAGAGUCGCGGGCCUAAUGGUUUCCUGCCACAACUUAGCACAAAUGGUGUUCUGAGUUCCAAUCCUGCCGAUAUUAUGAAGCUUUGUAUAAAUUUAUUUACCGGAAAUAUUU